Molecule: messenger RNA, 3464 nt
Organism: Fragaria vesca subsp. vesca
Lineage: Eukaryota; Viridiplantae; Streptophyta; Magnoliopsida; Rosales; Rosaceae
Product: DNA mismatch repair protein MSH3-like
Exons: 13
Coding region: 1-3321 (1106 amino acids)
Biological process (GO): mitotic recombination; mismatch repair
Cellular component (GO): nucleus
Molecular function (GO): mismatched DNA binding; ATP-dependent DNA damage sensor activity; ATP binding
Source: RefSeq, a predicted model, not a curated record
AUGAAAAAGCAAAAGCAGCAAGUCAUCUCCCGCUUCUUCGCCCCAAAAUCCAAACCCCAAAACCCUUCUUUCCCCUCUUCUUCUGCACCCUUAAACCCUAACGACCCACCACCACCAACCCCACCGCCCAAAAUCACCGCCACCGUCGCCUUCUCCCCCUCCAAGCGCCUCCUCUCCUCCCACCUCACCUCCUCCCCAAAACGCCCCAAGCUCUCCCCCCACACCCACAACCCUAUACCCACCACACCCAAUCCCUCUCUCCACCAGAAAUUCCUCCAGAAGCUUCUCGAACCCUCCACCUCCAUCCCCCAGCCUCCUCCGCCGUCAAACCCUAAGCUAACGCCGUUAGAGCUCCAAGUCGUGGACCUGAAGAAGCGCUACCCCGAUGUGCUUCUUAUGGUGGAGGUUGGUUAUAAAUACCGGUUUUUCGGAGAAGACGCGGAAAUCGCGGCGAGAAAUUUGGGGAUUUAUGCUCACAUGGAUCAUAGCUUCUUAACAGCGAGUGUUCCCACUUUCCGGCUGAAUGUCCACGUCAGGAGGCUGGUGAGCGCCGGGUAUAAGGUUGGCGUGGUGAAGCAGACCGAGACGGCGGCGAUCAAGGCCCAUGGGGCCAACCGGGGCGGCCCGUUUGGGAGGGGGCUGUCGGCGUUGUAUACGAAGGCGACGCUGGAGGCGGCGGAGGGUGUGGGGGGAGGGGAGGAGGGGUGUGGUGGGGAGAGUAGCUAUUUAAGUUGUGUUGUGGAUGAGAGUGGAAAUGUGGGAAAUUUGGAGAGUGAGGUGAGGAUUGGGAUUGUGGCGGUGGAGAUUUCGACUGGAGAUGUUGUUUAUGGAGAGUUUCGUGAUGAUUUUAUGAGGAGCGGGCUUGAGGCUUUUGUUUUGAGCUUGUCUCCUGCUGAGUUGCUUCUUGGGGAGCCGCUUUCAAAGCAAACCGAGAAGAUGUUACUGGCUUUUGCUGGACCUGCUUCAAAUGUCCGUGUGGAGCGUGUCUCGCGAGAUUGCUUCAAAGAUGGUGGUGCUUUGGCUGAAGUGAUGUCUUUAUAUGAAAACAUGGAUGAAGAUAAGUUAGGCGACCAAACUGAGAUAAAUUCAGAGGUUAUAGGAAAGGGUAAUCAUCGUCUUGGAGUUGAGGGAAUCAUGAAGAUGCCAAAUUUGGCAGUGCAAGCACUGGCCCUAACUAUCCGUCAUCUGAAACAAUUUGGUUUAGAAAGGGUCCUUCACCUAGGAGCUUCUUUCAGGCCAUUCUCAAGCAACGUGGAAAUGACUCUCUCAGCCAAUGCACUUCAACAAUUGGAGGUAUUAAAGAACAACAAUGAUGGGUCUGAGUCUGGCUCCUUGCUGCAGUGUAUGAAUCACACUCUUACCAUACAUGGUUCAAGGCUUCUUAGACACUGGGUAACACACCCUUUAUGUGAUAGAAACAUGAUUUCUGCUCGUCUUGAUGCUGUUUCUGAGAUUGCAGAAUCCAUGGGGUCUUCGAAGGCUUGUCCGAUUAUUGAAGGGGAUGAUGCAGAAGAUUCUCACGUAACAAUUUUGAGACCAGAGUUCAAUUAUAUACUUUCUUCAGUUCUUACAACUCUGGGAAGGUCACCUGAUAUUCAGCGCGGGAUAACAAGAAUCUUUCAUCGGACUGCCACUCCAUCUGAGUUUAUUGCAGUUAUUCAAGCUAUUUUACAUGCCGGAAAACAACUUCAGCAACUUCAAAUUGACGAAGAGGGAAGUGGAAAAACUUUGGGCGGAAAGGCAGUGUGCUCUGAGCUGUUGAGGAAGCUGAUAUUGACUGCUUCAUCGUCCAGUAUAAUUGGAAAUGCUGCAAAACUUUUGUCUACACUUAAUAAAGAGGCAGCUGACCAACAAGAUCUACAGAACCUAAUCACCAUUUCUGAUGGCCAAUUUCCUGAGGUUGCUAAAGCAAGAAAGGAGGUUCAAUUGGCAAAUGAGAAAUUGAAUUCUCUCAUUGGGUUAUACCGCAAACAGCUUGGAAUGCGCAAGUUGGAAUUCAUGAGUGUGUCUGGAACAACACACUUGAUAGAGUUGGCUGUAGAUGUCAAGGUACCUUCAAAUUGGGUUAAGAUUAAUAGCACAAAAAAAACAGUCCGGUAUCACCCACCUGAUGUCUUGACUGCUUUAGAUCAUCUGGCCCUUGCAAAAGAAGAACUCACUAUUGCCUGUCGUGCUGCGUGGGAUAGCUUUCUAAGUGGAUUCAGUAAAUAUUAUGCUGAGUUUCAAGCUGCUAUUCAGGCACUGGCCAGUUUAGAUUGUCUACAUUCACUUGCUGUGCUUUCAAGAAAUAAGAACUAUGUUCGUCCAGUGUUCGUAUAUGAUGAUGAACCUGUUCAGAUACAUAUCUGUUCUGGACGUCACCCGGUUUUAGAGACGACAUUACAGGACAACUUUGUUCCAAAUGACACAGAUUUACAUGCUGACAGAGAGUAUUGUCAGAUUAUUACUGGGCCGAACAUGGGUGGAAAGAGUUGUUACAUUCGUCAAGUUGCCCUCAUUGCUAUUAUGGCACAGGUUGGUUCGUUUGUACCAGCAUCACUGGCAAGACUGCAUGUGUUAGAUGGCAUAUACACUCGAAUGGGUGCUUCUGACAGUAUCCAACAAGGGAGAAGCACCUUUCUUGAAGAACUAAGUGAGGCAUCACACAUACUCCACAAUUGCACAUCACGCUCGCUGGUUAUCAUCGAUGAGCUUGGGAGAGGCACCAGCACACAUGAUGGUGUGGCUAUUGCUUACGCUACAUUACAUCAUUUGUUACAGCAGAAAAGAUGCAUGGUCCUCUUUGUCACGCACUAUCCUAAAAUCGCUUCUAUCAGAACUGAAUUCCCAGGCUCAGUGGGGGCUUACCAUGUUUCUUACCUAACUUCAGACCGAGAUAGAGGAACAGUGGACAUGACAUCUGAAAAUGAAGAUGUCACGUACUUGUAUAAACUUGUGCCUGGUGUUUCAGAGAGGAGUUUUGGUUUCAAGGUUGCAGAGCUUGCUCAGUUACCAUCCUCUUGCAUCAGGCGAGCCACUUUCAUGGCUGAUAGGUUGGAAGCAGUAGUAAGAAGGCGAGAAAGUGAUAGAUAUGGCAACAAGAGUUUACUAAGAUCACCGACAAUGGAUCAAAAGGAAGAAGUGGAAGAGGAAAUGCUGGGAACUACUGGUAACGCUUAUGCAGGGGAGAAUCAGAUUAAAGAGGAUAUAUAUGGCAGCGAAUACAACAAAUUCUUUCUAAAUCUGAAAACUGCAAUAUCUAGUGAUGACCUUACAGAAAACAUUCGUUAUUUGAACCAUGCAAGAAGCAUUGCACAAGAAUUAGUCAGCAGGUUGAAAUAGUCAUCCUAAUACUGCAACAUGGAGACGGAUUUAGUACGAUGAACCUCAUCGAUUUUGUAGAUAACGUUUCCAUCGCCAUAUUUUGUAAAUCAUGAAUCAACCAGUGGUUUUGGCAAGCAAUCAAGUCCUAUCUAAUUUUCUUA